This is a messenger RNA of Seminavis robusta, 1579 nucleotides long. The record is from the annotation of a GenBank genome assembly. Lineage: Eukaryota; Bacillariophyta; Bacillariophyceae; Naviculales; Naviculaceae.
AUGAUGAGGCGCGGUAGAAGUGAUACUAUAGCUGCUUAUGCAGAUUCCCUGACAGUGACUAGGUUUCCACGGGUCAAAUCGAAGCAACCCUUCUCGGCUACCAUCCAGACAUUGGAGGGAAGGCAGAUACCCAUUUCCUUUGGAAAGGAUACCACAGCUCACAGCCUCCACGAAAAGUUGCUGCAAGAAACCAAUCUCCCAACUCUCUCCAGGAAAAACGCCAACUACUACCUGUUAAUCCAUACUAGUAGUGGGAAAGUGAUGGAUGGUAGCUUGUUCACAUCUUCAGGAGGGCAGACGGUUCUGACUCUGGGCAUUGAGGAUGGCUCCAUUGUCUAUGCCAUCCUGACAAACAAACCGCUACGUCUUACAGCUCCAUGCUCGACCGUCAAGAAGUAUGAUAUACCCAAAACAGAGCUACGUUCUUUAAACACCCGCCAGCUUAAGGAACUGGCUCUCCAGGUGAUUCUGAGGUGUGAAGCUGAAGGCUGGACCAGCACUGAUCUUAAGAAGAAAGGAACCCCACUCAAACCAGAGGAUGUGACACUCUACGAUCUUGUGGAGCAUUACGUCAAACCCAUUACGGCAGAAAGACAGUGUAGUUAUGUCGAGAUGGUUUCAUCCAAGGAAAAGAGCCCGACUUAUUAUGUUAGUCACUACUGGGGAGACUCCGUGCUGGGUAAGAUUGCCUGUCUUUUGCAGCAUGCCAAAGAUCACAUGGACGAUGGCAGCUUUACCUACUGGAUCUGCGCCUAUGCCAACAACCAACACAAAUUGCAACAAGAAAUCAACUCCCAUGGUGACCCUAUUGAAACCUCCUUCUUCCGAGCCAUACAACUCAGUCAAGGGACCGUGUCCAUCAUGGACCAACACCGAAUCUGCUUUGCCAGAAUUUGGUGUGCCUUCGAGAUAUUUUUGGCUCUGAGGGACAUGAACAGCAACAAGAGCAACAACAACAAUAACAAGUCAUGGGGAUCAAAGCAGCAGGAAGAGGACGUGCCGUACAUGUAUGAGAUUUACACCGUCAAGGCAACACCGGACAAUCGACACGAUAAUGCAUGCUUGGGACUCCGGGAUGUGAACGUCUUUGGAGGUGCACAAUAUGGUGCCAAAGGCAAGCCUCCGUUUCCAUGUUGCCCCGAAAUGCUGGAUAUUUGUAUUGAAAAGGCUGCCGCCACCAGGGACAAUGACAGAAGGAGCAUUCUCAACUAUAUUUGUGGAGGGAGAGCGGCAGCAGUCUCAAAUGAAGAACCGCCAUCGGGACACUGUGCCUACCAGGAAAUCAACAAUCUACUGCGGGCAAGGAUUGCACUGUCAACAUACCAGGCAGCUCUGGCGCAGCAACAACCAAUGGAAAAGUACCGAAAUGCCAUUCGUCAUCACCCAAAUCUCAAGCGUCUUUCCAUGAACUUUUAUGAGUUUGAUCCUUUUGUGGAAGAAGCUCGACAUUUCAUGGCCACGGCUCUUCCAGAGGGAUUGGAAUCACUGCAGCUGUAUUAUGGAGGACUGGCGUUUGAAUCAUCGGAUGAGUUUGCACGAGGCUUGAGCAGACAGACAAACCUCAAAGAAUUCACCCUGC